AUGGCCCCCGCGGCCGCCGCCCCAGAAAUCAACUUCGGCUCCUUCACCCAAAAGCCCGCCCGCAUCAUCCCCGCCUCCCCAUCCUACUUCUCCGGCAGCCCGCGGUUCACCGACCACGUCCUGAAGCUAGAAACUCUGCAAGCGAAGUACGCCUCACUCCCUACAGUGGCUACGAGCGAAGCACCACGCAUGGCAUGGUUCAAGCUGCCGCAGUUCCGCGACUACGUGGGCGAGCCCGUGCCCAUGAAGAAAUACAAGUCCCUGGUCAAGAUCCUGCAGCGACUGAACCGCAUCCAGCCCGAUAUGGUGCCGGACGAGGUGCGCAAUACUCUCAGCGCGUUCUUGCGUCCUGGUAACCCGUAUGCGGUGGAGAAUGUGCCGCGGACGGUGGAUGAGCAUGGGCGCGCUCGCGGGAAGGGGAAGAGGAAGGAGUCUACGGCUGUUGUGCAGCUUGUUGAGGGCGAGGGUGAGGUACUGGUUAAUGGGAAGAGUUUGGUGGAGGUGUUUAAGCGGGUUCAUGAUCGUGAGAGUGCGCUCUGGGCGCUGAGAUGUACACAGCGCUUGGAUAAAUAUAAUGCCUGGAUUCGGGUGCAGGGUGGUGGUGUUACUGGUCAGGCUGAGGCGAUUACGUUGGCUCUUGGUAGGGCUUUGCUGUUGCACGAGCCUGGGUUGAAGCCGGUUCUGAGGAAGGCCGGUGCCAUCACGGUCGACGCCCGUCGCGUCGAGAGAAAGAAGCCCGGUCACGUCAAGGCCCGCAAGAUGCCUACCUGGGUUAAGCGUUAA
This is a messenger RNA of Penicillium mononematosum, 783 nucleotides long. Its product is annotated as mitochondrial 37S ribosomal protein uS9m. Gene Ontology annotation, cellular component: ribosome; mitochondrial small ribosomal subunit. NCBI's taxonomy places the organism in Eukaryota, Fungi, Ascomycota, Eurotiomycetes, Eurotiales, Aspergillaceae. Gene Ontology annotation, biological process: translation. The record is from RefSeq and is a predicted model, not a curated record. Bases 1 to 783 code for a protein of 260 amino acids. The transcript is spliced from 3 exons. Gene Ontology annotation, molecular function: structural constituent of ribosome; RNA binding.